ACGGCUUUGCUCCACCAGUUCUGCACUGCGCUGGCCUGAAGAGGAGUGAGUGAGCAGAAAGAGAAGCAAAAGAGGAUUUCGUGAACCGAGGAAAGACGGACAAGGGAGAGGGACCAUGGCUACUCUCUCUGCCUUGUUGAAACCCUGGGUUAUACUGCAGAUCUUGUGCCUGUCUCUGGCCCAAGUGAGGGGUCCACCUGGACCUCAGGGUCUGCCCGGCCCACCGGGCCCCUCUGGUACCCCUGGGUCGGACGGCAUUGAUGGCGAGAAAGGACCCCUUGGCCCACCCGGUCAACCAGGACGAAAGGGAGAGCCAGGGGAGCCAGGUGCUGAUGGAGCUCCAGGAGAGAAUGGUAUUGAAGGUUUGAUUGGUGCAAAGGGGGAUCGAGGUCCUACUGGGAGCCCUGGCCCUAAGGGUCAACCUGGACCAAGUGGCGAGCCCGGGCCCCCUGGACCUGGCCUUCCAGGACUGGCUGGCAUUCCAGGGCCAAUCGGUCUUCCUGGUCAAAUUGGACCAACUGGACCGAAGGGCAUCUUGGGACCACCUGGACCUCCAGGACUUCUCGGACCUCCUGGCAAGCCAGGUCCUCCAGGCAUGUUUCUUGGUGGAGAUGAGGGUAGUGCAGACUUCCAGUGUCCUAUUAACUGUCCAGCAGGACCUAAAGGCCCCCAGGGACUGCAAGGAGUCAAGGGACACAAAGGACGUGCUGGUGUUCUCGGAGACCCUGGUAGCAUAGGAAAACCGGGCCCCAGUGGAGAUAUGGGCAUCUCUGGGGAACAGGGCAUUCCAGGGCCUCUGGGUCCAGUGGGUCUGAGGGGUUAUCCAGGAAUGAUGGGUCCCAAAGGAGAGGCAGGACCUCGUGGUUACAAGGGCAUCAAUGGACUUAUAGGAAUUCCUGGGCCUCCGGGUGAGGAGGGACCUCAGGGACCACCCGGAGAGGCCAACAGUGAAUCUGAUGUUCACUGAUUUGUUUAUCUUCCACAGGGUAGCCGAGGUAUCCAGGGCCCACAGGGUGCAGUUGGGAUAAAGGGAGAGAAUGGUCUGCCAGGUAUUGAUGGAAAAGAUGGCACACUUGGUAUUCCUGGAAUCAAAGGCAGCCCUGGCCAGGCUGGGAUGCCUGGUCCUCCUGGUCCUCAGGGAGCAGCGGGAUUGCCUGGCAGUCCUGGAGCUAAAGGUGGACCUGGAGCCAAGGGUGAGCCUGGCCCUCGAGGUCAUGUUGGCAUGUCUGGCACCCCUGGACCUCUGGGUGAGCCUGGUCUUCUUGGUGAGCCCGGUAUGGAAGGCGUCCCUGGACCUAAGGGUGACAGAGGCCAGCAAGGACCAGUUGGGCCACAGGGGAUAUUAGGCAAGCCUGGAAACAAAGGAGAAAGAGGGCCCAUUGGUAUUCCAGGUGCCCAAGGUCUCAGUGGAACCAAGGGAGACCAGGGCUUUCAAGGAAAAGUUGGAUCAAAGGGAGACAUUGGUGACCCUGGUGUCGAGGGACUGGCUGGCGAGAAGGGUGAAAAGGGCUUGUCUGGCGAACCUGGGCCAAAAGGACAGCAAGGAAUUAGGGGUGACCCUGGUCACAACGGACCUACUGGAGACCCUGGGAAACUAGGAGACCAGGGACCACCAGGACUAUCUGGUCCUAGGGGACUGAAUGGAGAGCGAGGUGUACCUGGCAUGCCAGGCAUUCAGGGACAACCGGGCCGUGAUGCAUCAGACCAGCAUAUUAUUGAAGUGGUGCUAAAGAUGUUGCAGGAGAGACUAGCAGCAGUGGCAAUGAGUGCCAAGAGGGCUGUGCUUGGUCGUGCAGGUGUAAUGGGGCCUCCUGGGCCUCCUGGACCUCCAGGGGCACCCGGCCCUCAAGGGCCACAUGGCCUGCCUGGUGCCCGUGGAAUUCCUGGCAUUAUUGGAGCACCUGGACAGAUUGGGAACAUAGGACCUAAAGGAAAGAGAGGGGUGACGGGCAAAAGAGGAGAUGCUGGUAAACCUCACCCAGGACCCCCAGGACCCCCAGGAAUACAAGGUCCUCCAGGUGUUGAUGGUGUGGCUCGGGAUGGUAGGCCUGGUGAGAGAGGACCUCAGGGAUCAGCUGGAGAGCCCGGUCUCCCGGGUAAGGCAGGUCCAUCAGGUUUGCCAGGCUUCUGCGAGGUGGCAAUGUGCCUAGCUGCAUCAGCAUACACCUCCCCGAGACUACAGGAGGCAGGAACGAUCAAAGGACCUAAUGUGUAAAGACCUGCCUCUUUGUCACAGCACCAGGAAGAGAAGGAAUAUAAGAAGGUGAGAGACCACUCGUCUCAGUACAUCAUUGUGAACAUGCGGUGGAGGGCAGUAAUAAUGACUGGAUGUAUGGAACCCCUUCUUGAAACUGACAACCUAAGGUUUUCACCAGUGGUACAUACUCUCAUCUUAAUCCUGCACAUCACCAUGACAACAGCAGUUUACAGCCACCCACAUCCCUUCUGAAUUCGCUAGUGUUUUUGGGUGAUGUCAACGGCCAUCCCAUCCAAACCUCCUCUCCCUGAUCCAGUAAGAGGAACAGCUUUAUCUCCCUGUCUUCCAGCACAGUAUCUCUGUGCUGAGAAGAGCUGGAAAAGCAUGGAGAAAGGUGCUUUUCUUUUACAAUGUGGUCACGUUGAAUGGUUUUAUAUAAAUAUUUAGUUUGAGAUGCUUUGAAGUUUAAAUGUCCUGAAUCUCUUGCACCACUGCAAAUGCUUAGGUGCUCAAAAAGGACCAAUAAGUUGAUAGUAGCCAAAUUUUACACUCAGUACUGUAUUGUAAAAUAUAGUUUCAUCACUAAGUUUGAAAUCCCUGACAUACCUCGUGUACAUUGCCAAGCCCCCUCCCCAUAUCCAAUUUCUAUCCAGGUCUCACUUUAGAAAUGAACAACUAGCUUUCUCUCUUUCUCUGGUUGCCUGGCAACAGCAUAUCCCGAUGGGCACUCCCAUCUCCCACAUUGAAGUGCUGUAAAUCUUUGUAAAUAUGUGUUGAUUAUUAUGUAGAGAAAAAAGUAAUGGGUUACAACAUGCACCAAAAAAAAUCUUGUGUUAAUGAAUUCAGUUAGUAAUAAAAAGUCCUUACAGAAGUAAUGUCUUCUCCUCAAAAUGAACUGGCUCACAGACUAAAUGUGCUUUCAAUGCCACUGUCAGCAUUCCACAGGGUGAUAUCAAACCGAUUUAUUUUUUCAUCGAUAAAAGCUAUUUAUUGUUCUUUAAGUAAUCAUCUGUAAAAAGGAUUUUUUUCUGGCUGUUCAAGUAAAACCAAACCAAUAAAGAGGAAUCUUUUGUAAAAUCUAAUGUUGUUUUCUAUCUUUUAGCCCCCUUCCUAUUCAUUUCUCCCAUUUGAAAUUGCCAAUAGCAUCAAUUAUUGCCUGUAAACAAAACUCCAGAUGUUCAGCUUUUUAUGUUCUAGCAUCACCAAGACAAAGUUCCUACCAUAAUGUACUAGACAAUACAGUAUAAUUGGUCAAAUGCACAUAAUGCCUAUUCUUUGGAGUUUU
Messenger RNA from Monopterus albus (swamp eel), 3482 nucleotides. RefSeq names its product procollagen, type IX, alpha 2 (gene col9a2). NCBI's taxonomy places the organism in Eukaryota, Metazoa, Chordata, Actinopteri, Synbranchiformes, Synbranchidae. The record is from RefSeq and is a predicted model, not a curated record. Gene Ontology annotation, molecular function: extracellular matrix structural constituent conferring tensile strength. Gene Ontology annotation, biological process: extracellular matrix organization. The transcript is spliced from 32 exons.